GGCGGAGGCCGGCCCCGCUCGCUGCCCGCCGCCGCGCUGCCGGGGCUGACGUGUCGCUGCGCGAUGGCGGCGGCCUGGGAGGAGAUCCGGCAGCUGGCGGCUGAUUUCCAGCGGGCGCAGUUCGCUGAGGUAGCCCACAGAUUGUCAGAGCGGAACUGUAUAGAAAUUGUCACAAAGCUGAUCACAGAAAAGCAGCUGGAAGUAGUGCACACGCUUGAUGGCAAGGAGUAUGUCACUCCAGCACAGAUUAGUAAGGAGAUCCAUGAUGAGCUUCAUGUUUGUGGUGGUCGAGUUAACAUUGUUGACUUACAACAGGUAAUAAAUGUGGACCUUCUGCACAUUGAAAACAGAGCUAAUGACAUUGUUAAAUCCGAAAAAGGUAUUCAGCUUGUACUGGGACAGCUUAUAAAUGAGAGUUAUCUGGAUCAAUUAGCAGAAGAAAUAAAUGAUAAACUACAGGAAACUGGCCAGGUGACAAUAUCAGAACUCUGCAAGGCAUACGACCUUCCAGGAGACUUCCUGAUACAGGCUUUAUCCAGGCGUUUGGGCAGAAUUAUUCAUGGACAGCUAGACCAGGAAAACCGUGGGGUGAUUUUUACAGAAGCCUUUGUGUCCCGCCAUCGAGCACGUAUUCGUGGGCUCUUCACUGCGAUUACUCGGCCUACACCUGUAAGUAGCUUGAUCACUCGGUAUGGAUUUCAAGAACAUUUACUUUACUCUUUGCUAGAACAGCUUGUUAAUGCUGGUCGUCUAAAGGGCACCGUGGUUGGUGGGAGACAGGAUAAGGCUGUGUUUGUUCCAGACAUCUAUUCCAGAACACAGAACAAAUGGGUGGAUUCCUUUUUCAAGCAGAAUGGUUACUUAGAAUUUGAUGCAUUGUCUAGACUUGGCAUCCCUGACCCAGCAGGCUACAUUAAAAAAAGAUACAAGUCGGCACAACUCUUAUUUCUGAGAGCAGCUUGUGUUGGUCAAGAAAUUGUGGAUCAAGUUGAAGCCUCUGUGGAGGAAGCCAUCAGCUCUGGAAACUGGAUAGAUGUAGCAACUCUUUUGCCCAGCUCAUUGUCAGUAGAAGAUGUUGGGAUUUUGCUCCAGCAAGUGAUGAGAUCUUUAAACAAAAGCUCUUCGGGUUUAGUCUUCAAUGACACCAUUGCAGUCAGUGAGAAAUUUCUAAGCAGCUGUGCUGAUCUCUUUUCUGAUCUGAUGCAGCAGAAAGCAGAAAAGGAAAUUAAAAACAACCCUGUUAAUUUAGUCACUGAAGAAGAUUUAAAACAGGCUUCUUGUUUAGAGAACUCAUAUGCUAAUAAAAAAGACAAAAAGGAUGAAAGAAGAAAGAAAGCAACAGAGGGCAGUGGAAGCGUGAGAGGCGGAGGUGGUGGGAAUGCCAGAGAGAUAAAGAUUAAGAAAGCCAAGAAGAAAGGAAGAAAGGAUGCUGACAGUGAUGAAGAGUCACAAGGGACUGCCACAGGUAGGAAUAAGAAACUGGAGUUCUCUUUCAUGUCACAAGAGGAAAUUGAGGAUGUUUUAAAGACCCACAUGCAGGAUUGCCCUGAAGAGCUUAUUACAGAAAUUGCUGAACAUCUAAGAAGACCUUUGACAAAAACUUACCAGGAAGUUGUGCGCUCCGUUUUUACAUCUUCAACAUCUUCCUCUGGAGCCAACAGAAGACAGGCUAUGAAGGACUUGCAGGAGGAAUUCUCAAACCUGUACAACAACAUUAGGUUGUUUGAAAAGGGAGCAAAGCAUUUCACAGAUGAUACUCAGACUAACCUUGCCAAACACCUGUUGAAGACUCUGUGUACAGACAUUACAAAUCUGGUUUUCAACUUCUUGGCAUCUGAGUCAAUGAUGACAACAGAAAAUUACUCUACAAUCACAAGUGAGGGCAGAAUCAAGAUUUUAGGUAAACUGCCAGAAGAUACUAAAGGUCCUUUAACUAAACUGCAUACUUCUCUGAAUGGCAAGAGUAUAGAAGAUUUUCUUUCGUGCCUUGACUCUGCAGUGGAUAUUUGUGGUGUUAUGGUGAAAAAAGGAGACAAAAAGAAGGAAAGGCAAGUCCUAUUUCAGCAUAGACAAGCUCUGAUUGAGCAGCUCAAAGUCACAGAAGAUCCAGCUCUUGUUCUGCACCUGACAUCAGUAUUGUUAUUUCAGUUUUCAACUCACUGCAUGCUUCAUGCACCAGGAAGAUCAGUACCACAGAUCAUUAAUUUCCUAAGUGGCAGGAUCCCAGAGGACCAGUAUUCGCUGAUAGUCAAAUACCAUGGAUUAGUGGUGAAACAAUUGACCAGCCAGACUAAGAAAGCUGAACACGGAGACAGUGAUAACAAAGAUAACAUGGAAGAGGAGGAAGGAGCAGAAAGCAUUCGAAAAGAACUCCAGGAAAUCACUACCUCUAUCAAAGAUCUUGUUCUCAGACCUAGGAAAUUUUCUGUAACAGAGGAAUAAAACUGUUAUUCAGCA
This is a messenger RNA of Vidua chalybeata, 2457 nucleotides long. RefSeq names its product UFM1 specific ligase 1 (gene UFL1). The transcript has 19 exons. Lineage: Eukaryota; Metazoa; Chordata; Aves; Passeriformes; Viduidae. Gene Ontology annotation, biological process: regulation of proteasomal ubiquitin-dependent protein catabolic process; response to endoplasmic reticulum stress; protein K69-linked ufmylation. Gene Ontology annotation, cellular component: endoplasmic reticulum membrane. Bases 64 to 2442 code for a protein of 792 amino acids. The record is from RefSeq and is a predicted model, not a curated record. Gene Ontology annotation, molecular function: UFM1 ligase activity.